GCGCAGCGGUAAUGUCUUUGGUAUUUAUGAAUCAUCAUUUAUUUCAGCGUUUACUGAACUCAAGUCGUAGCCGCAAACUGGAACUGGCCUCAUGUCCAUGACGUUUGAAACAGAUGCCAAGACAUUGCUCAGCAGGCGGCUGCAAAUCGCGGGACAACCGUGAGACUCGUAAUGCUGGUAUUACCUUUCACAAAUUACCUAAAGGAGCUACUCGGAGGAACCUUUGGAUCAUCAACUCCCACCGUGCAGACUACUGGGAUCCUCAGACUGACUUUGUCUACUUCUGCUCCAAACACUUCACCCCUGAGAACUUUGAACUGACUGGAUGCAGUGGGAUCAGAAGACUAAAGGAAGAUGCAUUUCCCACCAUAUUUGAUUCCUCUUCAACAACCAAAUGCAAAAGACCAGGAACACCACAGACACAAGAAGACAUUGCUGUCAGAAAGAAUCCCCGCUUAGAUGACCAGGAGAACGCUCAGCUGGAGACGGACAGGGGUAAAACGUCAGAAGAACCCACAGUUCAGAGGUCAGUGACAACAGCUGAGGAGACUAAUGAAAACAUCCCUGCAUCUUUUCAAGAGCCAUCAGGUGUGAAGGAGCUCUUGCAGCAAGAAUGUACUCCGUCACCAGCACCAGUGUCUCGUCCCCUCUCCCCAUCACGUUACAUGAGGCGUUUGCCCCCUCCUCCAGGCUUCUACUUGCCGAAAGAGCACAGCUAUGCUCAGCGCUGCCCGCUGCUGUGGAGAAGACGUUAUGACCAGGCUAUUGACUACUUGGAGAAGGCCCUACGACAAUUGCAUGCAGCCAGGCGAAGGGAGAACCGCUUGCGGAGCACUGUCUUGAGGCUACGUGAUAAACGGCUAAAACACACUCUACUUGUGUCAAAAGAUGGUUGUGAAAACAGGGAGAGCUGGACAUCAGGGGGGGAGAAGAGACAAGGCAAAGGAGGUUCUAACCAGGAGGAGAGUGGGACUGAUGCUAAAUCUGAGGAUACAGGUUUGUUUGAGGACAGAUGUGUGGAUCAUAUUGAGUUGGGGGAACAUUUUCUUCCGGACACCAACAGCUGGUGUGAGGAGGAGAAGAGAUAUUGCUUUUACUGUGGAAGAGAGCAGGUGCAGGUUGGUGGUCAGAUAGCACGCAAAGUUUCAACAACUGGCAAAGAUGUCCAGCCCACAGCGCAUGAGGAUUCUCUGACGAUUCAGAGAAGCGUUAAAACCAGUACUUGUGGCACAGCUAAAAAUGCCAAAGACAUACAAAUAGUCAGGUUGGAAAGACCACCUGGGAAAAGUCCAAAGUCCCAAGUACUGCUCCAAACUCAAAAUCUUCACCAGGUGCUCCCCGCUGGAGUGUCGCUGUCUGAUAUUCAUGAGGAGAGUUUGCAGUUUUUAGGCUCUCAGAAGAAGCUGCUGCUUUCUGACGUGUGUGAAGGGGAGACUAAGGCUAUGGGUCAGGAGCAUCACCUAGACCUGCAGCAGCAGCUGUUUUGGAUACGGGACAGUGCUGAGGGACAGGUCAUUCUGGUACCUGUCCUUGCUGAAGAUGGAUUACAAAGUUAUCUCAAGAUGGAGCAAGUCUCUGAUGAAGCACCAACUGUACUUGUGUCAGAACUGGAUCUCAAAGGACACUUGGAACACAUGACAGAGAACAGCGAAGGUCUGUCCAGAGAUGAAAAAGCAUUUGAUGAUGACCACAGUGACCAGCAUUCUCUUAUUAACACUACUCUGGUGGAAAUAGGAGAAGAUGUGAGGGAGAAACUUAAAGAACACCUGGAGGGAUUUCACCUUCAGCUGAGCACCGAGUUUAUAAACUGACUGGAUAUUCUGAAUGAACACAACAGUUAUUUUGUGUCAUUUGUCCCAGUCUUAGUUGAAUAUGCUGUUGUUUAGACCUAAACGUGAGAAACACCACCUAAACACCACAUGAGAAUCAGCUCAGCAGUCAGACAUGGUGGUGUUGUAAAGCAACACAUUAUUAAAGACGCUUUAAAGAUAAAGUAUAUUAAGCUUAGUUACCUCAGAAAGGUGCAGAUCAAUGGAUACAUGGGUGUUUUUAUGUGCAAAGCCAAACCAACAGGGAAUGUAUUCUGUAUUGUGUCUGUGUUAAAGCAUGAUAUAUCUUCUUCCUCUGUUCCAUAAAGCUCCAUUGUUGUUCAAAAAUGAUUUAAAACACAUCAAUCAUGUGUUACACUGUUGCGGAAAAAACAAAACUAUAGAUUUGUAAAGAUGUGCUUAUCAGUAGGAGCCAAUGGGGUUGGAGUUGGAGACGGAGUAGAAAUUACAGGUACUAACACAUUGUUGAUUUUGGACUUGACACUCAGAAAAUUAUCUUUUCAUUUUUUAAUAUUUCAUUUUUAUUUUUAAAUUUUUUUCCCAUGUCAUUAAAAUAUCAAAAACAAAGAUACAAUUGGUAAGAAUAACAUGAAUAAUUUAUAACUGAAAAGGCAAACAUGAAGGUAGAUCUCUGAAAUAAAGGGAUAAAUUAUAAAAUGUC
This is a messenger RNA of Perca fluviatilis (European perch), 2490 nucleotides long. It is a transcript of the gene thap7, whose product is annotated as THAP domain containing 7. The record is from RefSeq and is a predicted model, not a curated record. Gene Ontology annotation, biological process: regulation of DNA-templated transcription. The transcript has 5 exons. Lineage: Eukaryota; Metazoa; Chordata; Actinopteri; Perciformes; Percidae. Bases 114 to 1811 code for a protein of 565 amino acids. Gene Ontology annotation, cellular component: nucleus.